Messenger RNA from Bolinopsis microptera, 584 nucleotides. RefSeq names its product N-acetylglucosamine-1-phosphodiester alpha-N-acetylglucosaminidase-like. Lineage: Eukaryota; Metazoa; Ctenophora; Tentaculata; Lobata; Bolinopsidae. Gene Ontology annotation, biological process: secretion of lysosomal enzymes. The annotation marks the transcript as partial. The transcript is spliced from 4 exons. The record is from RefSeq and is a predicted model, not a curated record.
AUAGAUGUUUAACCAUGUGACGGUAUGGUUACUACUACUCACACUCCUACCCCCCUCAACACCCUCUGAUCUCUCGCCCUACUCCUCCUCCUCUCACGGUUCACCCAGAUCUCUCAGAUUUGUGAAGCAGUGCCAUGACAACAAGACUCUUACUGAGACGUUUGAGGUAGCAGAACAGAGCACUCAAGGUGCUCCCUUAAAAGUCAAGACAUUCGAGGAUGACAUUCCCAACUCCUACCCUCACCGGUUCGCUUACGGUCACGUGGCUGUUGUUUCCAAUCCACGUGACACACUCUCUUUCUACGAACCUGAUAUUAUUGGAUCCUGUACCUCGAACCCCACCACCCAAAAUUUCCUAACAGAGUCAGCUAAACAAUACAACUGUAUAUACGCUAGUAACGGGGGAUUCUUUAACACGACCACUGGUAACUGCCUGGGGAACAUGUACAGUGAUGGUCGUCUCGUCAUCAAUGGUAAAGGACUAAUGAACCCCAACCUUGGUAUUCUACGUAACGGUACCAUAGUUGUAGGGUACCUGACACAAGAUCACAUUCUCAACCUGGAGUGGGUUAACUUGGUACAGG